This is a messenger RNA of Mitosporidium daphniae, 1419 nucleotides long. RefSeq lists its product as uncharacterized. Bases 1 to 1419 code for a protein of 472 amino acids. The record is from RefSeq and is a predicted model, not a curated record. The transcript has 4 exons. Lineage: Eukaryota; Fungi; Microsporidia.
AUGGGGAGGUGUUCCAGAAUUAUUGGCACGCGUUUGGGUGUGCUUUUCACUGGAUUUACCCAUGUCGGCAUGCGUGAUGCGUCAAUCGGAUCGCAAGUAAGAAAGUCCUAUUCACCGUCUAUCGCAUCAUCGUUUGAAGAUCAAUUUUAUGCAUCUUUUCAGUGCUCAAUCGAGUUUGUUAACUCAGACGACAACAUACUGCCGCAUUAUCAAAUUUUGCCUUUAUCAAAACGCUCACAUGACCUUGAAGUUCCCAAGAAUAACUCCGCAAUCUGUUGUUUUUAUAAUUAUCCGGUUCCAAAAAGCAUCGAUUCUUGCGCUUGUAUUUCUCUCACGUCGCAAUCAAGCUACAAGAUGCCGAUGCCAUAUGAGUCGCAUUAUUUUUACUUUUUGCCGGAUGAAGAUCAUAUGGCAUAUUCAUUGCUUAAAUUUUUUGAAAAUCGAAAUUGGUCUUUAAUUUCAAUAAUUUAUUCAAAUUCAAGAAUUGGUGUUUUGGGGAAGCUUUCUUUUACCCUUGCACUGAAGAAAAUACUGCAAGAAAAGUACACGGGGCAAUUUUCAAACUCUGCUCUUCUAUCUGUGGCAUGUGAGACGGUUCUCAUCGAGGGCUCCAUGGAGGACGAACUUUCAAAGGCCAUGGCGUGCAUCAAGUCCUAUUCAAUCUCAAUUGUAAUUCUGGUGAUGGAAUACGGUGAUUGCGUAAAGUCCAUCAAUGUGCUUUCAAAGGAAUUUGACGACAAAAUCUCGAUUUUUAUUUUUCCUUCAACCUCAAUACUUGAGCAAAUCAAGCUCACAGAAAACAACUCUCCUCUCGAGUUKCCUGCAAAGCUAUCUGAAUUUCCUGAAAAGGCUAAAAAUUGCAUUCUUGAAAAGCUAAAUUUACAAAGACCACCUUCGGACCCAGAUUCGACCCCAAACGGUGCCAUCAGCAGUGUCAUGGUCAAUUCAGAUGCUGGGGUUUUUUCUUCCUAUUAUAAAAAAACAACCGAUCUUCAUUCGUACAAGGUGGGAACGUCAAGUGACAAUGAGAUUUUUUGGGUAAUUCCAUUUAUCUUUGAUUCUGUUGCUUUUGCAACGCUUGCAAUCGAUAAGAUGACAAGGAUGGGGCAUAGCAAUUUCGAAAUGCUUGACACUUUUUUGUCUAACAUUUCCUUUUACGGGUUUACAGGAAAAAUCGAAUUCCAAAACUACCGUCGCAUUGGCGGAGACCUAUCGCUAUACAAUGUUGAAAUACACAAUGGCCAAUGGGCUUCUUCCAGAAGAAGUUUCGCUAUCCUCAAUCAUUGGAGUCUGUUUCAUGAUUAUCUUCAGCAUCAUCUUUUUCGUCUCAAUCGCAACGAUUAUUUAUUUAUUCUAUUGGAAAAGUUCUCCCAUUCUCCAAGCCAGUUCUUAUCUUUGGCAUUUCCUUUUGUUGCUUAG